AUGGGUCACUCAGGAGGUUUGCGCGCCGGUACUCGGUAUGCCUUUUCUCGCGAUUUCAAAAAGAGAGGAGCUAUCGCUCUUGGAACCUACCUGAAGGAAUACCGGGUCGGUGACAUCGUCGACGUUAAGUGCAACGGUGCCGUUCAGAAGGGUUUGCCCUACAAGUACUACCACGGCAAGACCGGUGUCGUCUACAACGUGACCAAGUCCGCCGUCGGCGUCAUCAUCUACAAGCGUGUCGGUAACCGCUACCUCGAGAAGCGCCUCAACGUCCGUGUCGAGCACGUCGCCCACUCCCGCUCCCGUGAGGAGUUCAUCAACCGUGUCAAGGAGAACGCUAUCAAGAAGCGCCAGGCCAAGGAGCAGGGCGUUCACUUGCACUUGAAGAGACAAGCUGUCCAGCCCCGUGACGCCCACGUCGUCGAGUCUUCCGACAACUUCCCCGAGACAAUCACUCCUAUCCCUUACGACACCCACAUUUAA
Messenger RNA from Talaromyces marneffei, 483 nucleotides. RefSeq lists its product as uncharacterized. The transcript has 4 exons. Gene Ontology annotation, cellular component: cytosolic large ribosomal subunit; ribosome. The coding region runs from base 1 to 483 and encodes 160 amino acids. The record is from RefSeq and is a predicted model, not a curated record. Gene Ontology annotation, biological process: translation. NCBI's taxonomy places the organism in Eukaryota, Fungi, Ascomycota, Eurotiomycetes, Eurotiales, Trichocomaceae. Gene Ontology annotation, molecular function: structural constituent of ribosome.